AUGGAGCUGAACAUGAGCUUUGCAAACACCAGUGUGGCCCCCGCCCCCCUGGUCGAGCAGUGUGACCGCAGUGACUUUGACUUCACGUGGGUCCCUCCCUACAUCUACACCAUUUCUGCUCUGGGCAUCCUCUUCAACCUGCUGGUGCUGCUAGUCUUCCUGCUCCACAAGAAGAACUGUACAGCCACUGAGAUCUACCUGAGCAACAUGGCCGCCGCCGACAUCCUGCUCAUGGUCUUCAUCCCCCUGUGGGGUGUGUCAGCGGCUAAAAACUCUGCGUGGCCUUUUGGUGACAUUUUGUGUAAGACUUGUAGCGUUCUGGUCAUCAUUAACUAUGAUUGCAGCAUCUAUUUUCUCGUCCUGGUGUCCAUCGAUCGCUUUACGGCGUUGGUGUACCCUCUGACACAGUGCAGGCUGCGCAGACAGCUCCAAAGAAACGAGUCCGAGUGUGAGAAUGAGAUGGAAAACUAA
Messenger RNA from Knipowitschia caucasica, 471 nucleotides. Lineage: Eukaryota; Metazoa; Chordata; Actinopteri; Gobiiformes; Gobiidae. The record is from the annotation of a GenBank genome assembly.